AUGCGCGAAGAGCUCAAAGGCCGUAAUUUGAGCUUUACCGAGAUCGCUAAACUAGUUGGUGAGAAUUGGCAAAGCCUAACCGCGGCGGAAAAGGAGCCCUUUGAGUCGCAAGCCCAAGCCAUCAAGGACAAGUACCUGAGCGACCUCUCCGAGUACAAAAAGACGCCCGAGUACCGAAAGUACAUGUCCUAUCUCCAGGAGUUCAAGGCCAAGCACGCCUCUCCGUCACAAGACAAGGAUGCCUCGAAAAGAGCAAGACUCUCCGAGUCUAGCGGCCAAAGUCGAGCCAGCCCUAGCUCGGCUCUGACAAGGACCAGUAGGAGUGGGAGUGGCGCAGACAGCCGCAAGGGAAGCGAGCCACCUAUCGCCCGGCAAAGGGUCGAGUCCAUCGCGUCCAUGAGCGAUUCUCAGUACUCGAGUUCCUUGCCCCCCUCAACGUCCAUCACGUCCCCCGAGGAGUCCCUGCUCUCCCCCGCCGAAAGCCACUCAGAACCUCGCUCACCGACCUUUCAACCCGGAUCCACUGGGGCCUCGCCAUUCCAGCCAAGGGGGAUGAUCAAAAUCCGAGAGCAGAUGGGCCACGCGCAGGCAACUCCUACCACCACUCUCUGA
Messenger RNA from Chaetomium globosum CBS 148.51, 612 nucleotides. RefSeq lists its product as uncharacterized. Gene Ontology annotation, cellular component: nucleus. Gene Ontology annotation, biological process: regulation of gene expression. NCBI's taxonomy places the organism in Eukaryota, Fungi, Ascomycota, Sordariomycetes, Sordariales, Chaetomiaceae. The record is from RefSeq and is a predicted model, not a curated record. The coding region runs from base 1 to 612 and encodes 203 amino acids. The transcript has 2 exons.